AUGUCCGAACCAAUUACCAAGAAACCCAAGUCUGUGAUUCCCAAGAAGAUCGUUCUUCUUCCAGGUGACCACGUUGGUGCUGAAAUUAUUGACGAGGCCGUCAAAGUCCUGAAAGCCAUUAGCAGCGUUUCUCCAAAUGCUGAUUUUGAGUUCCAAACUCAACUAAUCGGAGGAGCUGCUAUUGAUGCCACCGGUUCUCCACUACCAGAUGAAACCUUGGAAGCUGCUAGAGGCGCUAAUGCUGUCCUUUUGGGGGCUGUUGGUGGGCCUAAAUGGGGUACAGGUGAUGUCAGACCAGAACAAGGUCUACUGAAAAUUAGAAAAGAACUCAACUUGUAUGCUAACUUGCGUCCUUGUAACUUUGCCAGUGACUCUCUUCUAAAGCUCUCCCCAUUGAAAGAGGAUAUCGUUCGUGGAACCAACUUCACUGUUGUUCGUGAGCUUGUAGGCGGUAUCUACUUUGGAGAAAGAACUGAAGAUGAUGGCUCAGGAGUUGCCUGGGAUACUGAGAAAUACUCUGUCCCUGAAGUGCAACGUAUUACCCGUAUGGGUGCAUUUCUGGCUCUGCAAAGCGAUCCUCCUUUGCCAAUAUGGUCUUUGGACAAGGCAAAUGUCUUGGCUUCCUCCCGUUUGUGGAGAAAAACCGUUACUGAAACUUUGGAGAAGGAGUUUCCCCAAUUGACUUUGAACCAUCAAUUGAUCGACUCUGCGGCCAUGAUUUUAGUGAAAUCUCCUUCCAAGCUGAAUGGUAUUGUUUUGACUAAUAACAUGUUCGGAGAUAUCAUUUCCGAUGAAGCAUCCAUGAUUCCAGGCUCUUUAGGACUGUUGCCAUCGGCUUCUCUAGCUUCUCUGCCAGAUUCUAACGAAGCCUUUGGACUGUACGAGCCUUGCCAUGGCUCAGCUCCAGAUUUGGACAAAGGUAAGGUCAACCCUGUAGCUACAAUCUUGUCUGCAGCUAUGAUGCUUCGUCUAUCCCUGAAUCUUACAGAAGAAGCUGAUGCUUUAGAGAAAGCCGUCGGUCAAGUUUUGGACUCUGGGAUCAUGACUGGAGAUUUAGGAGGCUCCAACUCUACCACUGAAGUAGGAGAUGCUAUUUCCAAGGCUGUGGUCGACAUUUUGAAAAACUAG
Molecule: messenger RNA, 1128 nt
Organism: Komagataella phaffii GS115
Lineage: Eukaryota; Fungi; Ascomycota; Pichiomycetes; Pichiales; Pichiaceae
Product: Beta-isopropylmalate dehydrogenase (IMDH), catalyzes the third step in the leucine biosynthesis path
Exons: 1
Coding region: 1-1128 (375 amino acids)
Biological process (GO): L-leucine biosynthetic process
Cellular component (GO): cytosol
Molecular function (GO): 3-isopropylmalate dehydrogenase activity; magnesium ion binding; NAD binding
Source: RefSeq, a predicted model, not a curated record